CGUUCGUGCGCUUCUUUUAGUCUUGUCUCGCGCUCGGUGUGCUUGUGUACUACGCUGCGUGGGUCCCGUUGCUUCGCACCCAGCACCACACGGCCGAGUGCGUGGUGUUACGACCUGCGGCGGCCAGUCGCUCGUACUACACGUGCGCGCGCGCCGAGCGUCACCUCGAUCGACGCGGGCUGUCGCCCCUGCUUCUACUUCAAGGGUUUCCUUCGCCAGUGCGACAUGUGAAAUGGGCAACCUCCUGCGCUUGCUGUCGAGGGAUGAUGCCCCGAAGUAUGACGUCUUUGUUGACUUCGAAAAUGCCGAGCCUUCAGAAUCCGAAGAGGAGACAUACUACGUAGUGCAUGAUGUGCUACAACACUCGCGGGACAUACUCUUGGAACUGCAAACGUACAAAGGCGCGGGCAGCGAGAUCAGAGAGGCUAUAGCCAACCCAAGAAGUGAAGCCCGUCAGAUGAAAGCCUGGGAGGCCGUGCUGCCCCUUGUCUCUAAGCUGAAGCAGUUCUACAUCUUCUCACAAAGUCUAGAGGAAGUUGUGCCGCGCAUCCUGUGGGAGCUAUGUUCGGGUCCGCGGACCCCUCGCGAACACCUGGAAACGCAACAGGCCCUUGUGAAGCAGUUCGCGGAGAUCUUGGACUUCGUACUCAAAUUUGACGACCUCAAGAUGACAAACCCAGCAAUCCAAAAUGACUUCAGCUACUACCGCAGGACGGUUAGCAGGUUACGACUGGCAAACCAGGAAAACAUAGAGGAUGGCCUGGAGGUUCCCAACGAGCUCGCAAACCACAUGUCGCUGUUCUACGCGCACGCGACUCCUAUGCUGAAGGUGCUUAGCGAUGCAACAACACGCUUUGUCUCGGAGAACAAGGACCUGCCCAUCGAGAACACUACGGAGACCCUGGGAACCAUGGCCAAGGUGUGCCAGAGGAUGGUCGACAACAGAGAAAUUUGUUCACGAUUCAAGAAUGAAGAGACCAUCCUCUUUGUGUUGCGGGUGAUGGUAGGCGUUAUCAUCCUCUACGACCAUGUUCACCCCCAGGGAGCUUUCACCAAGACGUCUCAUAUUGACGUCAAACGGUCAAUAAGGGUCCUCAAGGAGCAGCCUCCAAAUGUUGUCGAGGGACUCCUGAAUGCGCUAAGGUACACAACACGUCAUUUGAACGACGAAACGACACCACGCAACAUCAAGGGCUUGCUGGCCUGACUUGGACCGUGCUGCGGUAGUCAUCUCUGAGUGUUCCAGUUACAUGUUGUUUUCUGUCACCGGCCAUCGGCUGUCACUUCCGUGCUACAUUGGACACUAUGCUGUGCUAUGCACGCAAUUUUUUUUUAUAUGGCACCUGUGAUUUCUAUUAUUUUUUUUUUGUCACAAUGAUAUUGUACGGAAGUUCAUUGACAAAAAGUGAGCUGGACCACUUAAAUUGUUUGCUGGUCACAACUUACUGCAUUGGACAUGGUGUCACAUACCAAGGAGAAGUAGGUGAACUGCGCAAGAUGUUAGGGACAAUGAAAGAGAGACAGGAUUGUUCUCGGUAAGGUCCUCCAACUUUGGAAAGAGGGAAUCAAAAGACUAAUGUUUUAUUACUUUGACAAUCAAGAGAUCAAUUCCUUUAUGUUUAGACAUCAUCCUAAUUCUUAGUUGGCUUAUUUUUCUUAAUUUUUCCUAAUCCUAACUUUUUAGUUGCCUCCACAACCUGUGGAAGUUGUCUCUGCCCAGUGUAGAAAUUGUGAGCAGUCUUUUUGUAAUGACAACGAACUGAUGUUUCGAAUGGUUAGUAUUGUCCUGUGUAGUUUUUAGUCAUCAAAGCUCCCUCUGCUGCUUUAGCGCAAGGAACCCAAACUCAUGAGUUCUUGCUGCACCUCAUAUGGUUUUAUGUAGUGCAUCACUCAGCAGCGGAUUUUAUUUUUUAUUUCUUUUAUGAAAUAUAUGUCCUCGUCUCAUCAGGGUCCACACCUCUCUUAGUAGCACUUUUACUAGUCUUUAAUUUUCUGUUUUUUAUAACUUUGCAGAAAUAUGUUCAUUGGAGUAAACUUUUAAUUAGCUUCCCUCCUCUUAGUUGGAAGAUUGUGCUUUAGUACAUCCUGUGCAUUCUUUCGUUGUCCCUGCUGCUUGACCUGGUUGACCUAUUUUUCCAGUUGUCAAUGAAACCAGCCUGCGAUGAGCGUAUAGGUAGUUGGCUGUCAUUGCCUCGUCAUAUGCCUUGACUGUGUUUGUCAUUCAGCUUGUUGCUUUCUUUUCAUUGCGCUGCGAAACAGUACAGAAGUUGCUGCUUUCCCUGCAAGUUCUUGACUCCUGAAAAACUUCCUAGAGUUCCUUAAAGACUGGUGUAUGCAGGUAACUUGUGAAAUUUUGUAACAUCUUGCCUUGGUUCGGUUUCUGCAACUUGGGUUUGUACAGUCACGGGCUUCACUAGGAUUAACACAUGUAUGCAUGGCAGAUAGCCUAGCAAGCGCACAUCACUAGCCACAAAUUUGAGAAAAGGGUGAGAGAAUGAGGCAGUUCUCUCGUCUGCAGCCACUAAUAUUGGAUGAAAAAAUUUUUUCCAAUGCUUUCUUCUGUAAAACUUCCACAAAGAUUGGCAAACCAAUAACCACUACAUUUCUGCCAAUGCCAUGCUCGACCCAUUCAGACUGCUGUCAGCAGUACCCGCUAUUGAUGUCAUGCAUUGUUGUGCAAACUUUUUGAGGUGGAGUUUUUUUCUCCAAGUUGCAACCCAAUUUGCACAUACAGUGGUUUGUGACAGCUUGGCAUACUGUAUGCUGUUUUUGCAGCUAACUAGGGACAUGGGCAUUGCAUGCAGUCUCAGCAGUUGGCUAAUAGCACAUCACCAUUCUCAAGCCCUGCUUCUCAUUUCACCUGAUGUGUGCAUCAUCAUUUGGUAUGAAAUUAGGCUCUGUGCCAUGUGCUAACGUUUUCCUGAUCAUAAUUUGCUAAUACAUGCUGUCAUUUAUGAAGCUAAUGCAAGGCUGUCCCUGCAGGUUCUUGCACAGUCAUGUCAAUACGUAGCCUAAACAUGGCAUAAAUGUGGACUUCUCCCACUAUAGUGCCAGUCUAGUGUACUGACUUCUUAACCAUGGUAUGAUUUGUCAGGUGAGCACUUUGCUACUGCGAAGGCAAUUCUACUAUAAGAAUGAAGCAAACUGAAAAAUAUUAUUUCUACACUUGCUACUAAACACAACUAUGGACAGACUGUAGGUGUCUUGAAGAAUUGCAUGCAAUGGGAAAGUGUGUCGGACACACUGAACAGACUCUUGUAUUCUGGCCACGUGUGGUGUGCUUGAAGACCCUAGAUCAUUUAGAUGUAAUCCUAAGCUUGAAUGGGGGAGCUAAUAUGGCUGCACAUGUGAUCAGACGCACCAUGUUUACUUAGACCAGACUGGGCUUCUAGAUUACUAUUCAUUCACUGAUGUGUGCGGGCUUUCAAACAAGUAUGCCUGGCCUGCGAUCUACUGAUGACCUGUGGCUUUCAAUAUACAGUAGUUUAGAUAAACAUCACGUAUGUUUCUUUCACUUCCACUUCUUUCCAAGAGUUGUCCUCCAAAGAGUAGUCACACCUGCAUUUUUCAGAGAUGGAGAUUUGCAAUCUUCGCUCCAUUGUAGAAAAAAAGUAAACAAUGUGCUUCGUAAAUGACGGGAGGUUAGAAUAGUUAUCUCAGAUUUCAGCCAUUAAUUGUGUAAGCAUUGCUGCACAGAACUAAGUUAUUUCAUGACAAAUUUUCAUCGCAAUGGGCGAGGAACUGCAUUGCAUCUCAACUCAUUUUCUGCUAGGAGGUGUAGAAUUUGCAUACUCCCUUACGUGGGGUUUAAAAACAUGGGAACGAGGUAUUGUUUUCGUGCAGUUUUGACAACGCAGUCCUAACUUCAGUAGAGUUGAAUGUUGCAAAGUCCAGUGUCAUAGGAUUGUAUUGUGCAUUUGAACACAAGGGAAGUCUGGAUCUGGCACAAGUGAGAUACUAUUCAUAGAGGGGAUUGAAUUCUAUAUUUAAGUCAGUAGAUGGCUCUUGUAUAGUGGUACAACAGGGUUAGUGAAGGCAUUACAGGGUGCCUCACUCCUGAAUGGCACAAAAGCGCGAUGUUAUUAACUGCACAUGUAACACUUGGGUUAAAAAUUUGCAGGAACUGCAGUUUCUCACUGCUGCCUUGUAACAUAAAGGGUUGUUGCUCAGUCGUUCUUUUCACAACCUCUUAAUGUUCGUGUGAAAAUUAUUCAACUGGCAUGGAAUCCGUAUACUUUCCCUAAUGACCUGUAUAAUGCUUUGGAAUUAGACUGCUUUCAAAAAUGUUCUGUAGCUUUUAAAUAUGUGUCAAAGCUUUACGAAAUCGAACAAGAGCAGUCAUCCAAGGAGGGCACGGAAUUCUCGCUGUUAGAAAAUAGUUUCGCGUCAAAAACUGAAAAAACUCCUUUCCCACUACUAGCAAAACGGAAUGUCUUCCGCAAGGCUCUCUAUAGACGAAGCGCAUUGCAAAGCAAAAUACUGCCAAACCACUCUUUCUGUUUAGGCAUUAUUCUUUCUGCCUGAGCAACACGCAUGGCUGCCCCUUUGUGGCAGCCAUUUCGCUACCAGGGUUCGGAACUGCACGUAUAGGAAUGUAGCAAGAGGUGCUAUUUUUGGAAUGAUGUCAAGGUGAUGGUGGCGGUUGUAACGUUGGCGAUAGCAGUGGAAGGUCGGUGAUUUGCGAGGCUUGUCUGAUGUGAGCGUGCAGAAACGAAGGCUCUAUACGCAGUAGACCAUUGACAACUCAACCCUGUGAGUGCAGUUUAGGUUAAGUGGCAGCCAUUUUCAUACUGCCAAAUUAGUCUUUGAUGUAUUUGAAGUUCUUUCACACCUAUCGUGGCUGCUCAGUAGCUAUGACAUGCUGCUGAACAAGAGGUCACAGGUUUCAUUCACUGCUGCAGCACCUGUUUUCAGAUGCAGGCUGAAUGCAAUGACACUUAUUGAGAUUUAGGUUCAUAAUAAAGAACCACAGGUGGCCAAAUUAUUUAUCAGUUUUCAAAUGUCUCCUGAUGACUAACUGUUUUAUUAGGGCAAAUGCUUUGACUUCGCUGCCAGAAAAUGCAAAAGACAAGUAAGUUUCAUUACUUCGAGCUGCAGAUGUUUCAGUGUAGGUGUAAUUUAAUGUGCAAGUGAAAUCUCUGAUCAUUUUGGCUGCAGCAUCAUGAAGUGACUGUUUUGCAUAUUGUUGUAGCUCUUCAGGUAAGGCGAAUUAAAAGCAUUUGGUGAGAUUGUAAAGUGGUGCCUCAUUCAUACCAUUAUAGUAGCACAUCAUUCCUAGCAUGACAUGUGGCACUGAAUCGUGUGUUAUGAUCGUUAUUCAUAAGCUAUGCAUAGUUUCUCUUGGCACAUUUUGACUUGGCAAUGGUCUACUGUCUAUUACUCAUAUACAUUGCAAAACUCAGUACGGCUGUUUGUGCAUGCUAAGAUAAACAGUGCUGAUCUUGCACAGAUGCGUAUGUAUGCUGCUUAUAUGUGUAUGUUAUCGGUAACUGUACUUGUGCUUGCAUUUUAUACUGACAUUGCCAGCUGACGUAAACAGCAGGGGCUACUUAGCACAAGAAAAACAGGCCUGAUUUAGUGUUCUCUGCAAGUGUUAUUUUCGGUGAAAUUUCUACUUUUGUGAACGAGACUUGCCGCCAGAGUGGUCAAUUGUUCAAUAAUUGCUGGCCCUCGGACUUUCCUCGGUUGUCAUCAUUUGAAGUCUUUUCGAUUUUUUUUUUUUUUUUCCUUUAUAAGAUGCUAGUCAAUCUGUCUUCCUCAUUGCACCCUACAUUUUUCUUUGCAACUUGCAACAAUAGAACAGUAACCACUGUCGGCGGUGGCAUUGCAUGUUCAUCACGUCACAUGGCGUACCGUCGCAUUUGUGACUGCAUUGCACGGAAGCGUGGAGUGUUAGUGAAGGCUCGUUUUGAACAUUUUGAGUAUUUGCACGUCAAGAUGAUUUUGUGUGGUAUUGUGUCAAUCUUUGUUCACUCAUUUACGUAAUCUCUCGAAAAAACUCUUGCACGACUGUAGUGGAGGUUUUCGACGUUUCGUGGUCACUACGUAAUGUGAUAAGUCAUGCAUACCAAUUUUUUUAUUUUCUUCCCCGUUGUGCAAAGAAUAUAAACUUGUAACAUGCAUCUCGCGUUUGUAGACCAAGUCUGUAAGCAUCUGUGCACCUUGGUUUGUUUUAAACGGGACCUUGCACAAAGAGUUUUGAAGUCAUGUCAGCAUUUGUGUGGUCUCAUACUUAAAUUCUUCUCUGAAGAAAAGCACCAUUGAAAGAGCACAAAAUAUGUUGGGUUGAGUGACUGCUAGUUCUGCGACCAAGGUCAUGCUGCAGUGCUGUCUGUUUGGCUUGUUGGUGUGAUACAUGGGAAACAGAGCAGCCCUUGGGAUGAGGACAUAGCAGAAAACAAACACCACAGUGCAUCACUUUUAACUGAUUGAUUGUGGAAAUGUACACAGUGUUAUUCAUUAUGACCUCCUGGGCCGACAUACAUAGAACUAUUGCAAUCUGUUUCUAUUCCAAAUAUGCCAUUAGUGCUCCGUGAUGGGUCAAAAUGGCUCGAGUCAAGCCAUUUUGACCUAUCGUAGAGGGCUAAUGGCGGAUUUGGAAUAAAAGCAGAUUGGCAUAGUUUCAUGUUAUGCCAGUCCUGUUCAUCUCACAGAGUUCAUGCUCUCACAUGCACCUGUCGAUCGUCCUUUUGAAUGUAAAGUAUACUUUCACAAAGCUCCUUGCAUGAGACGCAUGCUCGUCGCACGUGGAAAACAAACCUGGCAAAAGGCAGUGCUAUGUACUUGAACUGGUCACCAACAAAAUGCACCUGAUUGAACUGGCACAUUGCAUCGACCCCUUAUUUCCUGGCAUUUGCCUGUUUCCCUUUGUUGCCACUCUUGACUACCUUAUAGAGAUUAUCGCACUUCUCUAGGCAUUGUGAACACAAACGAAAGAAGUCUUGUUUGUGCAGCAAGUUUCUGAUGAAUUGGACACUGCAUUGUCCCCAAUUAUGAUAAGGGCACAAGGAUAACUUCAAAGGCUCAUUUCUUUUCUGAGCAACUCGCUUGACGCAUGCCAUAUGUGCCGUUCUAACAAAAUCCCACUUCGUUAGUCCUCCCGUGCAUUUUUGUCCUCUUUCAAGCAGUCUUCCAUGAAAAUUUAUCACAGCAACCAAAUAGCGAGGAAAGAAACCUUGCAUUCACGUUAGAAAGCAUGAACUAGGUGGGAAAGAAAUAAGGGCAUUCCAAAUCUUCAAUGCAUGUCCCCCUAUACGCAAGAGUAACACACCCUCCCCUCUGGUUAUGACACCUAUUGUUGCUUCAGCUGUUAAUGGUGUCAUUUUCUGUACUUCAUCUCGCCAACUCUGUGUGGCACAGUGAAAGCUGUAGAUUGCGUCAGCUAACAAGAAUGGAUAAUGAGAAGUAAAGCUCUCCCAUUGUUCGCCGGCAAUAGUGGCACCAACUGAAUGAAAGCUUCUUGAAAGGAUUAUCAGCGCACAAUAGGCGAGCCUUGCUUUCUUCUCAAAACAUGCAACUGGCUUUCACAUGAGCCUGAGCCUUCACUUCAUAACAGAAUGAGUGAAACGGAGUAUAUUUGAGGAUGUUCCUCGGGCAUGAACUAUGCCUUAAGAAAGAACAGUGCUGCUCCCUUAAUUCAGUCACUUCACGCAAUGUGGGGAGUCUUACUUUUUCUCAUGACAGUACAUUUUCACUGAAAUCAUUUGCAAGUGUCACGUGGUGGUGUCCUUGUUGCAUGGGCCACCGUGUUUUUCAAUAUUGCCAUGCCAUUUGCACAUUUGUGACCUCGAGUGCAGAUCGUUGCGUGUAUAGAUAUUGCGCACAAAUGUAUACUCUACGAACAUGUAUGUGUGUAACAUCAAUGGCGUUUGCCAUCUCUUGUAUCCUUGCAGAGUGGAUUAAGCGUCGAGCUGUGUAGAAAGAUGAGAGUAUGUGGCAGUUUGCAUGCAUGCAUGUGUGUGCUGUGUGUGUGUGUUGUCAACGCAACUCUGUUGACUUGGUUUAAGAGACUUGGCACAAACGUCGCUCGAUGCUCAAUUUGUUACGUAUCGUCUGCGCUUGCACUGUGUUUUAUAGGUACGAGUUGCCUCUCUCGUAGAAUUCAAGAGAAGCCAUUGACUUUGUUGCUGUGACUUUAUUAGUUUUUCCUUUUUUGUGUGUUUGUCGAGACACUCAUUUAGCUAAAGCGCAGUCUUGGCUCAAGGUCUCACAGCUUUUUGGCAGUGAAAUGUACCAUGUAUUAUUGCAUGGUCAAGUAUUGUGAUUCUUUUUUUAUUUUUUUGUGGAGGGUGAAAAAAACUUUGUUCUACAAGUCCUCAAGAAAAUCGAAAGUAUGGUGCCAGUAUUCACGUAUACUUUUUUCCCUGAUCAUCGAAAAGCCCAGCCUCUAAUUUAUUAACUGCAAUGGGCCAAAAACCAGUUAACUUUGACGAGCCUUGUGUUGACAGCUGUUACAACAUUGUGUCAACAUUUUGUUCAUGUACAUAGCAUGUGAUGCUUGGCAGAAGCGUUUUAUUUGUGGACCUCCUAAACGCACAAAAUUAAUCUGUUUGCUUUUGGCACAAUCUUGUCGCUGGCCAUCGCACUGGAAAGAUGCUUUAGGUUAACCAUGCCCACAUGUUUGCCUGCCUUUUGCACAAGCACCAAGAAUAAUUGCAUUCUAGUAAGUCAUUUUAUUAUCAGUUUUGUUUCUAACUCAUAUCGCAUAGCCCUGUUUAACGAGCACUCUACAAAAGUCUACUCUUACACUUCGGUACUGUGAAUGUGACAAGAUUGGCGCUUGUGUUUUACUUCAGUUCAGACUUCUGCAAGCUGUGUAAAGACAGAAGUGUUGAUCCUGUUUACUUCUGUUUCUGUGGUUGAUACAUUAUGGCGGAUGGCACUGCUAGGUGCGGGCAACAUUGAUUGUUGCACUUAGAUGUGUUCUGGAGUGUAUACUAACUGCUUUGCCGUUAACGAGUUUCUCUAGUUCGUACAUUUGGAGUUGAAGACGUAUUUUCCCUGUGUCGACUGUGGUCAUGUGCUUGCAUUUAGGCGAUCUUUUUUGGACGUUAAGGGGCUCGAAUGUCGUGUCACUGCAUUUGCAGUGAUUGGCCGGACAGAAACGCAAGUGCUGCCCACUAAUGUCGUAUCCUUCGUUGUUUUUAAUAAAGAGUAUUGUUGUUUAUAA
Dermacentor andersoni is the source of this 9169-nucleotide messenger RNA. RefSeq names its product CYFIP-related Rac1 interactor B. Gene Ontology annotation, molecular function: small GTPase binding. Gene Ontology annotation, biological process: regulation of actin filament polymerization. Lineage: Eukaryota; Metazoa; Arthropoda; Arachnida; Ixodida; Ixodidae. The record is from RefSeq and is a predicted model, not a curated record.